AUGCCGUCAACGCCACCAACAACCCCAAUCACGACGUCGUAUUGGUGUUACAGCUGCACACGAUUCGUCAGCGUCUGGGCUGACACUACACACGGCGUCGCUUGUCCACUCUGCGACGGCGGUUUCAUCGAAGAAGCUAACUCCUCCUCCGACACCGUAGAAUCAGCAACCCCAGCUGCGUCCACCGAAGCUAGAUCGGCCAACACCAUCCGUAGAUCCGUGAUUAGACGGCGGAGAUCUAACCGUCGUCCCUCUUUCAACCCUGUUAUCGUCCUCCAAGGAGGCGCUAACGAGGGAGAAGAAGAAAGCGCUGCGAUUCUCGUCGCGGCGCUUUCGAGUUUUACUACGAUGAUGGAUCCGGAUCGGUUAAGCCAGAUCGAAAUAGCGGGUUUCGGAAUCGGGAGAUCCGGGAACCCGCCAGCUUCGAAAUCAGCGAUUGAGUCUUUGCCGAGAGUGGAAAUCUCGGAUUGUCAUGUAGCCGCGGAGGCGAACUGCGCGGUGUGUACUGAGGUUUUCGAGGAGGAGACUGAGGCGCGGGAGAUGCCGUGUAAGCAUAUUUUUCACGAGGACUGUAUUGUGCCGUGGCUUUCGAUUAGGAACUCGUGUCCUGUAUGCAGAUUCGAGAUACCUUCGGAGUCAAGCAGGAGGAGAAGUAAUGAGGAUGAGGAGGAUAAUGCCGUGGGGAUGACGAUAUGGAGACUCCCUGGAGGAGGUUUUGCGGUGGGGAGGUUUAACGCCGCGAUGAGAGAUGGGGAGAGAGUGUUGCCUGUGGUGUUGACUGAGAUGGAUGGUGGUGGGCUUGGUGGUAACGGAGAGGGUCCUAGACGGAUCUCCUGGGUUAGAGGUAACGGAGCAGUUGAAUCUGGUAGUGGUAAUAACGGUGGUGGGUCCGAGUCGGGUGGGAGGUUGAGAAGGAUGGUUCGUGGAGUUGUGUCUUUGAUGAGGAGAGUGAGACCAAACCGUGGGUCUAAUUCUAAUUCAGACACUGAAGUAGAAUCUAGAGUUAUGGAUCGGUCGAAUUCAGUGUUGAGGAGAUACUUUGGGAGAAACAGAAGUAACAGAGAUUCUUCAGUUCUGCACUGAGUUUGUUUGUUCAUCAUUCAAGAGUGUAUAUAAUAAGUAUUCAGAAGAAAGAAUUGAACUGUGUUAUUUUUUUUAAAUUCGAUUGAUUCUUAGUAUGUUACAUUACAUCAAAAAUGUGUUAAUGAUCAUUCAAGUUUUCAUAUUUUUGUUUAGCUUUAGCUUUUGUCUUCCUCGAAAGUUCUCCCGAGAUUUUGGCUGUUUUGAUUUCCGAGAAAGUAAAAAGAAUGCUUGUCGUUUAAGCUUUAUUUUUCCUCGGAUGCUGAGAGAUUUUAAGAGUGGGCCAAGGUGAGAAAUGAGAAUUGAUGGUUAAGUCGCCAAAUUUGAAUUCAAAUUCAAGUCAGCUUUUCAUUCAUACCUCGACCGUGCCGUUCUAUAUCGGUCCGAACGGUUGACCAGGUCAAAACUGUUUAGAUCAAAACUUAACUAGGACAAGUCACUAAAUGUGUGUGUGUGAAAGAGACAUCAUUUAUGUAAUCAUCAGAUACAGUCAGGAAUCCACAAAAAAAAAAAAGAACAUGUUCGGUCCUACAACCAAUGACCAACCGUCGCUUCUCAAUCUUCUUCUAAUCAAACACCAAGUCACCAAACAUCUUGCAGCUGAUAACGAAUUGUAAGCGUGGAGUAUACGGUACUGGUGAAUUGACAAGGACCAGGAUCUCAGUAACAAGCUUUAUCAGGUCAAGUAAAGAGCUUGUGUCUAAAGAUAACCCUCCAAAAUACAGAGACCUAACCGUAGAAUAAUACACAGAAGAAUAAUUUCAGCAUUUUAGAUCUUUCUACUUUAGCCAUAUGUAACAGACUACGCAUCAGUGAAUGUAUUGCAACUGAUUUGAUCCAAAGAAUCAAAAUUUU
Molecule: messenger RNA, 1935 nt
Organism: Eruca vesicaria subsp. sativa (arugula)
Lineage: Eukaryota; Viridiplantae; Streptophyta; Magnoliopsida; Brassicales; Brassicaceae
Source: the annotation of a GenBank genome assembly